Molecule: messenger RNA, 723 nt
Organism: Ophidiomyces ophidiicola
Lineage: Eukaryota; Fungi; Ascomycota; Eurotiomycetes; Onygenales; Onygenaceae
Exons: 3
Coding region: 1-723 (240 amino acids)
Source: RefSeq, a predicted model, not a curated record
AUGUUUUUGCAACUGAUCAGAGACAUUCAUACUGUGCUGGAUACUACAGAUUCUGAUGCAGUGCAAGCAGUGGUUUUGAAUCUGCAGAUCAAGUCAGUAUGUCAAUCUGGCAAGUUGAUGAAGAGAAUGAAAGAUCACAGUGCACAUUGUUUGAAGAUUAAUUUUAAGACUCAAUUCAAUGUUCAGAACUCUGAUGUGCCACAGUCAUCUGAUAAGAAUUGUGCAGAUGUUAUCAUGACAAGCACUGAACAUUUCAUGAAGACUGAUAAACUCAAUGAGCUGCUCAAUCUGAAGUUGAAGAAAUUGCUGCAAUCUCAGAGAACAUCAACAUUUGAGAUUCAGAAGCUUUUUCAGAAGUCUAUCUAUACUUUAAAAUAUACACAUCAGCUUCAUCAGGCAGUUGAGCAAGCUUAUGAAAAGUAUACUGAUGCAAAACAUAUUAAAAAGUCUGCUAGUGAGGAUAUCUGCAGUCUUGCUUCUCUAAUAUCAGAGCAGUUGUGUGUUAGUGUAGAGAGUAAUUCUGAGUUCUUACUCAAUAUGAAGCUGUCUGAAGUCUUUCAAAAUCUAUUCUUCCAUGUAGCCACUGUCAACACAUAUAUUGUGAAGGUUUUGGAGACUGGUGGGGUGGGUGUUGGUGAAGAGAACAAUAAAGAUUUGAAUGAAGUUGAUUCAUGUAGAGAAGAUGCUGUUGAGAUUGAUUAUUCAAUUAAUUAUCUUCUGUGA